UCCUGAGUGGUAUCAGCCAGAAGAUAGAAGCAACAUGGACAGAAAGUUGGUCAUCCCAUCUUUGUUUUUCGCGGCGAUCGCCGUCAUAUUCGUCGCCUCUGCUGUCAAACCGUCUGACAAAGCUUCCCUGAAGAUGAUUAUGGACUUGCUGAGGAUCCCCCAAACGCUGGAAAGGUUUAAGACCGGGAACGAGGUUGAGUAUCAAAGUCAUGACCUUCGAGUUCUGAAGUUCAGCUGGCACAACUGUGGGUCAGCUGAUGAUCCAGUCAAGGUCAAGGACGUGACCUUGACCCCUGACCCAGUCAAACUGCCAGGUGAAGUCAAGACGGGGUUCACCGCUCAGCUCCUCAAGACUGUGGACAAACCUAUCAAGGCUGCGCUGGUCAUUAAGAAGAAGGUGCUGUUUGCGUGGAUCGAGGUCCCGUGUGUUGACAGCGUGGGGUCGUGUACGUACACCGACCUUUGCGCCAAGAUUCCCGGCAAGCCAACGGACGCGUGUCCGCCACCACUCAGUACAUACAACAUCCCCUGCCACUGUCCAUUCAAGGCCGGGAACUACACCCUACCACCCAGCAACUUUGACCUGCCCAGCAUCGGCAGCCUUCCUGAGUGGCUGGAGGAGGGAGACUACUCUGUGCAGGCCACCAUCAGUUCCAACAGCACUCGACUCGCCUGCUACAGGGCGGAACUCUCACUCACUAAGUGAUUAACAUCAGGAGAUUACAAGUGCCUUUUUCCAUCAGUGUUAUUCAAUAACACUGGUACAUGUAUCUUAGGUGGUUAGAGCUGUAAGGCCUAGGAAAAAAAUGUUGUGUUUCCUGCUUCAGUCCAGAAAAAAAUAG
This is a messenger RNA of Branchiostoma belcheri (Belcher's lancelet), 842 nucleotides long. Its product is annotated as ganglioside GM2 activator-like. The coding region runs from base 35 to 706 and encodes 223 amino acids. NCBI's taxonomy places the organism in Eukaryota, Metazoa, Chordata, Leptocardii, Amphioxiformes, Branchiostomatidae. Gene Ontology annotation, biological process: ganglioside catabolic process; lipid transport. The transcript is spliced from 4 exons. Gene Ontology annotation, molecular function: lipid carrier activity; enzyme activator activity. The record is from RefSeq and is a predicted model, not a curated record. Gene Ontology annotation, cellular component: cytoplasmic side of plasma membrane.